This is a messenger RNA of Dracunculus medinensis (Guinea worm), 393 nucleotides long. Lineage: Eukaryota; Metazoa; Nematoda; Chromadorea; Rhabditida; Dracunculidae. The record is from the annotation of a GenBank genome assembly.
UUGAUUUUAUCGGCGGUUCUUUCUCAGGAUCUUUUUUUUGAAAUUGUAAGAAGGAAGACACAUAUUUUUUGCGAUGCAGCCGAAUCGGCAAAUGUACUUGAAUUGAAGCGAAUUAUUGAAGGAAUCUUAAAGAUUCCUGUUUCAAAACAAGAAUUACUUAAACGUAGUGAAGAUGAUGCAUGGCAGACUCUUGACGAUUUGCAGCUCCUUUCCCAUUAUGGUUUUACACAGCAAAAUACAAAGGCACAAAGUCCGGCUGUUAUUGCAUUAUGCGUAAGAGACGGUUUAUCGAUUGUUGCAGAAGAUGAUGGUGUUAUAAUCGAUGAACUUUCAUCACCUCCUCCAAUUCCUGACGCAAUGCGACAGGAACAAAAUCCGCAAAACGAACAGUAA